CUUGAAAUGCAUUUGCAUUCAGUGGUGCACUCAGGAUCAGUCGAGGUCAAGCACAACAGGAGUGAACCAGCUGAAUUAUUUUAUCACUUUUUUGUUUGCAGAUUGUUUCAAACACUGAUUGAAAUAAUGGCUGUACUUUUGUUUCUGGUUCUUGCCUCCGUUACGAUGAUCGCCUCAGCCCAGGAUUUUAUCCUGGAGGGUCACCGGCGCACAGACUGGGGAGUUUGGGGAGGCAUGGAGACCUGUUCCCCGGGUGCGUACGUGUACGGAUUUCGACUAAAGGUUCAUUCAGACCAAGGAUUUUUCGGUGAUGACAGCGCCCUCAACGGCAUCGAAUUGUUGUGCAUUAACCCCACGGCCAAACGUCCCGCGAGAAACGCGUCCAUGACACAAUUCACCACGAUUUCGUCGCUCAUGGGACAUCACGGCUCGUUCACUGGGCUGCUGGAAUGUCCCGAUCCCGGAUUUGCGGUGGGAUUCGAGCUCAGGUCGGAAGAGGAUCAAGGUUUUAGCACGGAUGACACGGCGGCAAACAAUUUGAAACUAUAUUGCUCAGGGUUGAGCGUUUUGGAAGGAGCUGGAAGGGAUUGGGGGGAUUGGACUGGGGCGAUCACUUGUCCACGAGGACUUAGGAUUUGUGGAAUUCAGACGCAAGUUGAAGGGCCAAGUGACAGUGACGAUACCACGCUGAACAAUGUGAACAUGGGAUGUUGCGCGUAAUAAAACGGAGAAAAACGAACCGGUUUACAAAACUGAAGACAAUUCUUAAUGCUAUUCUGACUACGAUUUACUUUAUUUUCGCCAAAAUAUUUAUUUAAAAUUCAUGAACAAAACUUUAAACACAAAUUUUAGAUAUGGUUUCAAUUUACUGUGUAACAUCAAACAUGGCCUAAAAUUCGAAAUCGAUCAAAAAAUCCCCACCUCUAUUCCUCCAA
This is a messenger RNA of Folsomia candida, 935 nucleotides long. RefSeq names its product vitelline membrane outer layer protein 1 homolog. The record is from RefSeq and is a predicted model, not a curated record. The transcript has 4 exons. NCBI's taxonomy places the organism in Eukaryota, Metazoa, Arthropoda, Collembola, Entomobryomorpha, Isotomidae. Bases 7 to 720 code for a protein of 237 amino acids.